Drosophila simulans is the source of this 1268-nucleotide messenger RNA. Its product is annotated as lipase 3. The record is from RefSeq and is a predicted model, not a curated record. Gene Ontology annotation, biological process: lipid metabolic process. Gene Ontology annotation, molecular function: hydrolase activity, acting on ester bonds. Bases 32 to 1231 code for a protein of 399 amino acids. NCBI's taxonomy places the organism in Eukaryota, Metazoa, Arthropoda, Insecta, Diptera, Drosophilidae. The transcript has 2 exons.
GCCAGUUAGCCAGCAAACUCGAUUGCCCACAAUGAAUCCAAUCGUCUGCGCGCUACUGUUCAGUUUGGUGGCGGGUCUAGCCCUCGCCGAGAAGUCGGACUAUUGUCUGAGCGAGAUCGUCAAGUCGGACGAGAGGAUCCGUUCGCACGGAUAUCCCACGGAGACGCACGAGGUGACCACCGAGGAUGGCUAUGUGCUGACCCUGUUCCGCAUCCCCUACUCCCACAAGCUGAAGAACCAGAACGAGAAGCGACCACCAAUCCUGCUGCAGCACGGAUUGUUCAGUAACUCGGACUGCUGGCUGUCCUCCGGACCGGACAACUCCCUGGCCUACCUGCUCGCGGAUGCCGGAUACGAUGUGUGGCUGGGCAAUGCCCGUGGCAAUAUCUACUCGCGAAACAACGUCCUCAUCUCGCUAAACAGCCACAAGUUCUGGCACUUCGACUGGCAUGAGAUCGGCACCAUCGACAUCCCCGCCAUGAUCGACUACAUCCUGGCGGAUACCGGCUACGAUCAGAUUCACUACGCCGGACACUCGCAAGGAACCACUGUGUACCUAGUGAUGCUCUCCGAGCGACCGGAGUACAAUGCCCUCAUUAAGUCCGGACAUUUGCUGGCUCCAUGUGCCUUCUUCGAGCACGGAACCUCCUUCAUCUUCAAUGCCCUCGGUCCCUUGGUGGGUACACCCGGUGGCAUCUGGAACCAAUUGCUGGUGGACACCGAACUGAUCCCGCACAACAACCUGGUUAACCGAUUGGUUGACAACGGUUGCCAUCUGUCCAACUCGAUCUGCAACAACGCCUUCAUCAUGUUUGCCAAUGGCGGAUACGUUAAUUCCAAUGCGAGCUCCAUGAACGUCCUGAUCGAAACCCAUCCGGCUGGGUCCUCCAGCAACCAGGGCAUCCACUUCCUGCAGCUGUGGAAGUCCCUCAAGUUCCGCCAGUACGACUGGGGCACCAAGAAGAACAACGAGCUGUACGGCCAGGAUCUGCCUCCAGAUUACGAUCUCAGCAAGAUCGUCGCACCCACCCACUUGUACUCCAGCAACAACGAUGCCCUUUGCGGACCCGAAGAUGUUAAUACCCUGGUGGAGAACUUCCCGCACCUGACGGAGGACUACCGUGUGCCCGUCCAGAGUUUCAACCACUUGGACUUCAUCAUUGCCAAGAACAUGAAGGAGCUGGUCAACGAUCCGAUCAUCGAACGCAUUAACACCUACGAAGGUCGCUAGAAAUCGGCCAAUAAAAGAACCCAUAAUGCACCGAUUU